UUAAUUGAUCUAUUCUAUAAGAACUAAGCAUAUCUACAGAAGUAUUUUAGUGUAUUUUUAAAGACCGGUUAGUUAAGAUUAUAUAGUUAAGAUACAGUAUGGCUUACAGAUUAGUUAUCAGUUUAAUUUGGUUUGGUGGUUUAUGUUUAUCUGCAAGGGUGAAGAAAUUUCCAACAUAUGUAGAUAAAUGCCAUCAAGACGAUACAGAUUUUACAAAAUGUAUGUUGAAAGCGAUCCAAAAUGUCAAGCCUCAUCUCAAAUCAGGCAUUCCGGAGUUUAGAUUGCCUAAAAUGGACCCGCUGAUCCUUCCAGAAGUUGGUUUGGAUGCGGGUGCUGGAUUCAUAGCAAAAUUUGAGAAUGUAGAGAUCUAUGAUGCAGAUAAAUUUACAAUAAGAAAAUUCGAUAUCGACCUGGACGAAGAUAAGAUCAAAUUCGAUAUGUCCUUCCCUCACAUUAGAAUUAAAGCGCAUUAUUCUAUUUUUGGAAAAGUGCUGUUCUUUAAUUUGGAUGGUUCAGGUCCUGCAGAUGGAAAUAUAACAAAUUGUCGUGUGAUGGCAACCGUAAAUGGCGAACGAUACGUUAACCAAGACAAACAGUACCUGAAACUCACAGAUAUCGCCAUCGAGGGAAUGGAUUUUGGAAAACCGAACUUCCAGUUUUACAAUUUGUUUAAAAACAAUCCCGAACUUACUGAGCAAACCAAUCGCAUAUUAAAUGAUAACAUGGAGGAACUACUUAAUGACCUAAGACCAAAUGUGGAACAGACCAUCGGAAAAACCGUUUUGGAAUUUAUAGGAAGGGUAUUUACGCGUUUCUCUAUCGAAGAACUAUUCCCUAAAUAAAACGGUAUCGCAAAGGGUAUUUGCCCAGGGGUUAAAUUAAUAAAUAAAGGCAAUCUCGAUAGCCUUUGACAAUAGUUGAGCAAUUAUAUUGUUUAUAUAGUAGUGCUUGUGGCAUAUUAUUUAUUUUUGUAAAGUACUUAUUAGUAUCUAAGAAUAUUAUUGUUGUAUUUUUUAAUAAAGUGUAAUUAGAUAACGGUC
Molecule: messenger RNA, 1040 nt
Organism: Sitophilus oryzae (rice weevil)
Lineage: Eukaryota; Metazoa; Arthropoda; Insecta; Coleoptera; Curculionidae
Exons: 4
Coding region: 99-842 (247 amino acids)
Source: RefSeq, a predicted model, not a curated record